Molecule: messenger RNA, 6256 nt
Organism: Ailuropoda melanoleuca (giant panda)
Lineage: Eukaryota; Metazoa; Chordata; Mammalia; Carnivora; Ursidae
Gene: C17H9orf40
Product: chromosome 17 C9orf40 homolog
Exons: 2
Coding region: 264-851 (195 amino acids)
Source: RefSeq, a predicted model, not a curated record
AGUACGCGCGCGCACAUUUGUGCGCAGGUUCGAAUCUCCGCCGCUUCGCGGUAGCUCCCCAACGUCCGGCAGUACCUCCGCUGCAGUGAGGGCAUCGCGCGCGGGCUGCGCCGGGCCCGGCCGCCCCGCCCCCUCCGCCCGCCGCCCGCUAGCCGAGCAGGUCCUCGCCCUCCCUCGCGCGCUCCGCCCUCGCCCUCCGCCCCUGGAGUUAUCUGCGCUCGGCCUCCCGCGCCGGGCGGGCUCCGCCCGAGGCUCCGGGGCCCAUGGCCAAGCGGCGUGCGGCCGAGCCGCUGACGUUCCACGUGCCUUGGAAGCGGCUUCUGCUCUGCGACUUCCCCGAAGAGCCGCCGCCGCCGCCGCUCUGGAUCCCGCCGCCGGGGGCCUCCCAUCCCGGGCAGCCCGUCGGCGUCCCGGAGCUGCCCCGAAAGCGCAAAAUCGACGCGGGGGCCAUGACUGAGCCUUCAGCUUCGCCCAGCAAGCGCCGCGACAGCCGGGACAGCAGCGUUCCGGGCGGCGUGCAGCGUGAGGGCCGAGGCCCGGAGACUGGCGAGCCGCCGCACCAGCAGCCUCCCGUACGGCCCCGCGGGCCAGGGGAGGAGCCUCGGGGCGCCCAGCCCCCGAGGGGCGGUGGCGACGACGGGGCGGGGCGCACGGAGCCCCCGCGGGGAGACUGGGGGGCAGCACCGCGCCAGCUCAAUGAAGAAUUUUGGCAGUAUAACACCUUCCAGUACUGGAGGAACCCUUUACCACCUAUUGAUCUGGCAGACAUCGAAGAAGUCCUUGAAGACAGCCUGCCCGAAGCAACACUUCAGAGCAAGAAUGAAGUGGUUGAGAUUGACAUGGAGUCCUGACAGAAGGAGCUGAAGAAUAGGUUUUUCGGAAUUCGAGGAGACAUCUCUUAAGUGAAUUUACUUAUUCUUAAGGGGAAAAGUUACUUUCCAUACUUGAUGUGAUUGCAUUCCCAAACCUGAAAAAUGAGGAAAAGCUGUUUUAAAGAUAAAUGCCUACAGUCACUACUGAAACUCCCAGAAGGGAUUUGUCAAGGAUAUAGUGCAGUUAUAGGGGAAGUAUUUUAUAUAUGUACUCGUAAAGAAAAAUCUAUGUUUAGACUCUUCAAUUUGAAAAUGCUUAUCUUAUAAAAAGGAAUUCUGGCAGUUUUAGAAGUAGGUGGGGAACACGCAAAUAUUCCUCUUCUCUGUACCAAAAAGUUAAUUUGUGGUACAUGAAAUGAAUAUUGUUUUAUAAUAACUCUUAUUAAUAAAAUGCUUUCUAGUACAUUGUAUUGACUCUUCUUAGUUGAACAGCUAGCCGACUUAAACAUCUAUGCAAACUUAAAAUGUGGGGGAUUCUUAAAGGUGGUAUAGUUCUAAAAGAACUUUCUAAAUGUAAAGUAGUGAGAAUUUCAAUUUGGGUAGCAUGUUUGCAUAGCUUCCGAUGUUUGAUACUUGUUUAACUCUACUUUGGGGAAUCAUAAAUGGAUAAAGAACAAUGAGGAGCAAAUAGGUGCUUCCUUCCCCCUUUUCCUAGGAUAAGAAGAAAGAAAUUUAGUUGUAUUUCUAAAUUUCUUGGUUUUGAAUUGUUUUGAGGGCAUGGUUUUUAUUGCUCAUUACUUUAGACUUGUUCUCAACAUAGACAACACUUCAGAAAUCCCUGUCUGAGCCCCACUGGAGAGAUUCCCAUUUAAUUGAGAUGGGCCUUGGGUAUAGCUAUUUUUUUAAGCACCAGUCCUCCUUUUCCCCAAUCCUAAUGUGCGGACAACUUUGAGAACCACCAGAGUAAUGGUAGUUUUUCCUGUUUAAAGGGGGUAACUGAUUUGAGAUGAAGCAACUCCUCAUUAGCUUUGUUUUUAUUUUGCUCUUUCGGCGGCUUUGUUACAAGUAAGUUACUGUGUUAUUACUAUUUCAUUGUUAAGAAAAUAAGCAGUUUGUGUUUGAGUUGAGUAUCAAUGAUUAAGUUAAUUAACUUUUGUAUUACAUCUAGAAUGUUGGCUUUGUAAUCGAGUAACUUUUCCUUGUAUAUUUUUUGUUGUUAAUGACAGUAGAUCCAAAAUUCAGAAAAGGUGAUAAAUGCCAAUGAAAAAGAAAAAAAAAAACAAACCAAUGUUUUGUGUAUACCUGUAGGAUUUAAGUAUGGAUUGACAUUAAUGAGAAUAUUCUAGAACAAAAGACAUGUACUGUGGUUAAGAAUUAAGGCUUUGAUGUCAGACAUGAUCCAAAGGCUUGUACUGCCACUUUCUACCUAUGUAACAUUAAGCAAGUUAUUUUUCAUCUUUGAGCCCCAGGUUCCUUAAUUGUAAAAUGAGAAACAAUAAAUAGUAUCUACCUCAGAGAGGCUAUGUUUAUUGUCAAGCAGUGUACUAAGUACUUUACCUGCAUCUUGUUUAAUUCUCAUAAUAACCUUAUUGUAGGUUAAAAAAAAUAGAAUAAAUGUGUUUUUGUAGUUAUACUUAGUUCCACGUUAAGUUGCCACUAGAAAUUUCAGGAUAAGAAUUAGAAUUGAAGCAGCAAAGAUGGCAAGCAAGUGGGGGAAGCAGUUAAAUUGCAAGAAAAUGGUUAACUUUCUUCCCCCUUCUCCUACCUGAGGGUAGGAAGGGGUCCGUUUUGGACCCCGUCACUGCUCUUUCUACUGCCCAGAACGGUGCCUGUCACAUAGUAGAUAGUCAGUAAAAAUUGCACGACCGAAUUAAUAAGUGUUCUCUAUUGAUGGGAAGGUAAUGGCAACCAUUUUCUAGGAACAUAACACAAAGCUAGGCAUUUUACCAAAGAUGUUCAUGCAAAAGAUGUGUCACAGAGAUCAAAUAGUAGAACAUUGGAAAUAGUAAACACUGGAAACAAUAAUGUAAAAGCUAAGACAUGUCCAUCUAAUGAACUAUAGGAGGUGGUCAUUUACUUUAAUGAGAAAUUCAUAGGAUACUACAUUGCAGGUAAGUGAAUAGGAGAUUCAAAGAGUGGCUCAGACAGGGGUUCCUGGCUGGCUCAGUUGGUAGAGCUAUGCAACUCUUGGUCUCAGGGUUGUGAGUGCAAGCCCCACCAUCAGUGUUAAAGCUUACUUGAAAAAAAUAACUGACAAUUUUUUUGAGCAUUAUGUGUCAAAUAGCAUACAAAACUGUAAGGUAAAGAUUCACGGAAAAUAUUUGCUAUCAAUAUGUUGAAGGCUGAACGUUUUUAUGUAGUUGUAUAUAUAGUAUAAACAUUUAAAUACGUUUAAUAUGUAGAAUAUGAAUAUGUAAAGAUGUAUAUAUAUGUAUACAUACACGUUUGUGUGUGUGUGUGUGUGUGUGGAGAGAGAGAGAGAGAGAUUUGAAAUAAUUCCAUCCUUUUAGAAAAAAUUGUUAGUAAGUAAACCUCAAGAUAAUUUGGCAGAAUUGCGUGUGGAUAAAUUAAGAUGGAAAUUUAAAAGAAUUUCUUUUUAAGUUGUAUACACUUCACCCAGGUUCCCUAAUAUAGCAUCUUACAUUAUUAGCACAGUAUGAUUAUGAAAAUGAGGACAUUAAUGUUAAUAUAAUUCUAUAAUGCUAUUAUGAGGACAUGGAAAGAGUGACUUCCGGCAACUCUUAAAGGAUAUGUCAAAAAUAUACAAAAUAUAUAGACUUUUAAAAUUUUACUGUCGUCUCACUAACAUUCUUUUUCUGGCCCAGGUUUCAAUCCAGGGUCACAUUUUGUAUUUAGUUGUGGUAUCUCCUCAGUCUCCUUUAAAUCAAUUCCUUGGAAUUGAUUUGCCUUUCAUGACCUUAGUACUUUUUGUAGAGUACUGAUCAGUUGUUUCAUAGGGUAGCCCUCAAUUUUGGUUUGUCUGCUGUUUCUCAUAAUUAUGCAUUUUUGGUAAGAACUCCAUAGAAGUGAUGUAUCCUCAAUGCAUUACACCAGAAGGCACUGGAUGUCAACUUGUUUUGUCAUUGGUGAUUGUAACUCAAUUACUUGGCUAACGUGAUGUUGGCCAGGUUUCUCGUUUAUAAAGUUAAUAUUUUCUUCUACAUAAUAAUUAUCUUCUGGAAUAUACUUUGAGACCAUGUGAAUAUCUCAUUUCUUGUCAUAUUCUGCCCGUGAAUUUUAGGAUACGUUGAUGAUUCUUCCAUGAAAUAUUUAUUGCUCUGGUAUGUGUGAAAUAGUAACUUUCUAUUUCCAUUAUCCCUCCUACAUCUAUUCACUGGAAUUCUGUAAAGCAAGAGCUUUCCUUUCACCCCCAUUUUUUAUUCAGUGAUUUAUAACAGUAUAGAUUAACAGACAUAUAUUUUAUUCUAUGAAUUCCAAUGAGUUGCUAUCAUAAUUUUGUUGUACAAGUUACUGCAACAGAUUUAGCCAUUGGGAGGCCCUCUCAGUUGGCUCUUGUGCCCUUCCUCUUUUUUUAACAUGUUAUUUAUUGUGUGAGUACUGGUUAACAUUGGCAGUGCGCUUUGCAUUUACAAGGUUAAUGUAUGGCAAUUGUGCCACCUGUGCAAUGCUGUGAUUUUCACUGAACAAUUUGAGCCUUGGCGUCUUCUUCAGAGAAUGGGGACACUAAUAACCACCUUAGAGGAGCACAGUGGGGAUGAAAUGACAUGAUGGUUGUGCAGAACCCAUAGUGGGCACUAAAUACAUGUAUCUCUUCCUUAUAGUACAUGAAAUGCACAUUUUUGCCAUCUUCCUGAUAGGUAGAUAGACUAUUAGUGAUCUCUGACAAUACCUGAAACUGAGGCAAACAUUAAGAUUACUUUUAAAGAAUUUCAACAAUUACCUGGCGUCCACAGACCAGAAUGAUAGUGUUCUAGCAAUUUCUGUUUAUUGGUUGCUGUAUUUUGUGUCUUUUUGAUACAGCCCUGUUGUAGAAUUCUAAAAUGGGCCCCAAGAUUGCUAGACCACAGGGUAUCAUCCAGUCAUUUGAUCAAACACUGAUUUAGGUACUACUGUGAGAAAUUUUGCAGAUGUAAUUAAAGUCCCAAACCAGUUGAUCAUAAGAUGAAAUGAUCUGUGUGGUAUGACUUAAUCACAUGAGCCCUUUAAAUAUGGGGGAGAGCUCAGAGACAGAAGAAGUCAGUGCAAAAUGUGAGAGGGAUUCAAUAUAAGAGCAAUUCUGGCUUCGAAGAUGGAGGGAGUCAUGUGACAAGAACCUGAGAACAGCCUCCAGAGGCUGAGAGUGAGCCCUGGCAGCCAGCCAGCAAGGAAACAGGGACCUCAGUCCUACAACUCAAGGAUCUGAAUUUAGCCAACAACUUGAGUGAACAUGGAAGUGGAUUCUUCAGAGAGGAGCACAGCCUGGCUGGCACCUUGAUUUCAGCUUUGUGGCACUCUUAAACAGAGAACCUGGCCUGUUAAGUGGGACUUUUGACCUCCUGGACUAAACUGAUUGAUUGAUUGGUUGGUUGAUUGUGUGUGUGUGUGUGUGUGUGUGUGAAGCUGCUAAGUGUGUGGUAAUAUGCAGCAAUAGAAAACUUACAUAGACUUUAUCAUUUUUAGCAUUUCCAUACCUUUUCCCACAGGUGUUUUGACACAAACAGUUCUCUUGUAAUAUCUCCACUCUAGUCUUGGAAUCAUGUCUCCAAACAGCCCUGGUUCUUUCACUAGAGAAUGGUACUUAGAAACGAAGAUCGGGAUGCAAGAUCUACUCAUUGUACUGAGUGUCACUGCUUCUAGAUCCUCUCAGCUGACAGAACUACAAAAUAUAUGUGUAUACAACUAUAUGUAUGAUUCAUUUAUCAAUAUACUUGUGUCUCUAUCUGUAUAUAUACUUAAAAAAAGUUCAUAGUGAUACUUCCAAUCCUACUCCAACACCACAGUGUUCAUUAUAAAUUCCCUUCUUUUUAAUUCCUUUGAAAACUAGACUUCAUAUCCUUUAUUUAUUUAUUUCUUCAAUCCUCAAAUACACAUAACACAGUUUAGAAACUGCUAACCAAUACUACUAUUCCAAACAGGCCUGCUAGUUGGAGUAGAAUAUCUGUAUAUCCUUCUUUUGUGUUUAGUCUUUGGAUAUUCAAUUAACAUUGUUUUCUAAAGUUACUUAGGUUGGUUCUUCCUUUUCCAUCCUUCCCUUCAGAGUGGUUAUGUUAUUGUAAUACACUUGGAUUCAUUUGUUUUUGUUUCUAUAUCAGUUUUGAUUCCCCAUCUAUGUUUUUUUUUAAGUUUGUAAAACAUUCACAUGGUUCUAUGAGUCAGAACUAUACAAAAAUGUUUAAUCAGAGAUGUGUUACUCACCCUAACUGUUCUCCCCCAUUUUCAUUCCCCUGUUUUUCCUGUUUUGUUCCCCAUGCCCCUCCCCCCUGUAAAUAAACAAUUUCAUUAGU